AUGAAAUUUCUAGAAGAGAACACAGGGGAAAAGCUCCUGGAUAUUUGCCUUGGCAGUGAGGUUUUUGAAAUGACACCAUGGAGCUGGCAGAUGAUGUGGCAGUUAACACCAGUUGAAUUUUCAGAAGCUGAAUACCCGCGAAUUGAAUAUCACAGAAGACAGCAAUUUUGGGACCCUAUACGGCUAGCUCUUUUCACAUUGGCAAUUGCAGCAAUCAUAGGAAUUGCUAUUGGCAUUGUUACUCAUUUUGUUGUUGAAGAUGAUAAAUCAUUCUAUUACCUUGCCUCCUUUAAAGUCUCAAAUAUCAAAUACAAAGAAAAUUAUGCAGUGAGAUCCUCAAGAGAGUUUACAGAAAGGAGUCAUCAGAUUGAGAGAAUGAUGUCUAAGAUAUUUCGACGUCCUUCUGGAGGGGGUCGAUUUGUCAAAUCUCAUGUUAUCAAAAUAAGUCCAGACGAAAAAGGUGUGAAUGUUCUUAUGGUGCUUAUGUUCCGAUACCCAUCUACUGACAGUGCUGAACGAAUCAAAAAAAAAAUUGAAAGAAUUUUAUAUCAAAGUCUGAAGAUCAAACAGUUGCCUUUGACUAUAUACAAAUCAUCAUUUAGUCUCACACCUAUUAACAGCAAAAAGAUGAGGGAUCUUCUUAACAAUCGCUGUGGCAUAAGGAUGACAUCUUCAAACAUGCCAUUACCAGCAUCCUCUUCCAUGGAAAGAAUUGUCAAUGGAAGGGAAACAGCUAUGGAAGGGGAGUGGCCAUGGCAGGCCAGCCUCCAGCUCAUAGGGUCAGGCCAUCAGUGUGGAGCCAGCCUCAUCAGUAACACGUGGCUGCUCACAGCAGCUCACUGCUUCAGAAAAAAUAAAAACUCAAGCCAAUGGAUUGCUACUUUUGGUACAACUAUAACACCACCUGCAGUGCGGCGAAGAGUAGGGAAAAUUAUCCUUCAUGAGGAGUACCAUAAGAUCACAAAUGAGAACGACAUUGCUUUGGCACAGCUCACUACCAGAGUUGAGUUUUCAAAUAUAGUCCAGAGAGUGUGCCUCCCAGAUUCGUAUAUAAAGUUGCCACCUAAAACAAGUGUAUUUGUCACAGGAUUUGGCUCCAUUGUAGAUGAUGGACCUACACAAAAUAAACUUCGCCAAGCCAGGGUGGAAACCAUAAGCACCGAUGUUUGUAAUAGGAAGGAUGUGUAUGAUGGUCUGAUAACUCCAGGAAUGUUAUGUGCUGGAUUCAUGGAAGGAAAAAUAGAUGCAUGUAAGGGUGAUUCUGGUGGACCACUGGUUUAUGAUAAUCAUGACAUUUGGUACAUUGUUGGUAUAGUAAGCUGGGGACAAUCAUGUGCUCUUCCCAAAAAACCUGGGGUGUACACAAGAGUGGCUACGUAUCGAGACUGGAUUGCCUCAAAGACCGGUAUCUAG
This is a messenger RNA of Tupaia belangeri chinensis (Chinese tree shrew), 1413 nucleotides long. RefSeq names its product transmembrane serine protease 11F. The transcript is spliced from 10 exons. Gene Ontology annotation, biological process: proteolysis. The record is from RefSeq and is a predicted model, not a curated record. Lineage: Eukaryota; Metazoa; Chordata; Mammalia; Scandentia; Tupaiidae. Gene Ontology annotation, molecular function: serine-type endopeptidase activity. Bases 1 to 1413 code for a protein of 470 amino acids.